AUGCAGCUAAAUUUUUCGAAACCAUCGGUGGGAAAGGAGACAAGAAGAGAUGCAUCGCUCUGCCUUUACGAUCCAACUUCUCCAAAGAGAAAGGAGCCAGAGUGUAGGAAAGAAAUGUUUAAAGAGUUUCAAGAUAAAUUUAAAAAGGCAUGCCCUGCUGCACCAGUUAUCCAUGUAAAAAACGACAGCUCAACCUCUGUUAAAACAAAUUUCGGUGAACACCAAAAGGGUAGUCCUCUUAGUUAUCACUUACCUUCAAUUGAUAGUAUUGGAGCUGAUCAAACAAACAUCUACAGUGAGUUACCAAUUCAACUCCCUGUGCUCAGUGAUGGCUGGAGUGAAUAUGUACAUGGAUUUCAAAAUAUAGAUCUUACUUUCAUUACCUUGUCACUAGAAGAUGCAUCAAAACUUGAAUCUGGCACGAGAGAGCAGUCUGGAAGCGCAAAGUGGAAAUUAGAGAGAGCCAAGCGCAUCACGGCAUCUCAGUUUGGUCAGGUUUUCAAAAGAAAGGCGGCUGUCACAGAAAAGUUUCUGAAGGAACUUUUUGAAGGAAAAACAAUCCAAACACCAGCUAUGAAAUAUGGUUUGACUAACGAGAUUAGGGCUGCAAAAGCAUAUCUUGACUCUGGAAAUAAUACAAAACUCUACAAGAGUGGACUGGUGGUUAACCCAGCAUUCUGUUGGUUGGGGGCCUCCCCAGAUGGUGUUGUCUAUGACCCUUCUAUGGAAGAAAAUCCCUUUGGGCUGUUUGAAGCAAAAUGUCCAUUUUGUGGUGCGGGUAAGAAAAUUGUUGACGUUAUUAAAGAAAAUAAGCAAUUUUACUUAAAACAAACAGACCAUGGCAUUAAAUUAAAAGAAAAUCACAACUACUAUUAUCAAGUCCAAGGCCUCAUGGGGGUGACUGGGAUGAAAUGGUGCGACUUUUGUGUUUGGACUGGUGUAGAUUUCUUUCAACAAAGAAUUCUGUUUGAUGAAACUUUGUGGAAUGAUGUGCUAUCCAAAUUAACCAAUUUCUAUUUUGAAAAUUUUUACGAGUUUCUUACAAGAAGAGGGUGCUGA
Molecule: messenger RNA, 1059 nt
Organism: Porites evermanni
Lineage: Eukaryota; Metazoa; Cnidaria; Anthozoa; Scleractinia; Poritidae
Source: the annotation of a GenBank genome assembly